This is a messenger RNA of Alexandromys fortis (reed vole), 3083 nucleotides long. It is a transcript of the gene Ccdc33, whose product is annotated as coiled-coil domain containing 33. Bases 17 to 2956 code for a protein of 979 amino acids. The transcript is spliced from 21 exons. Gene Ontology annotation, cellular component: peroxisome. NCBI's taxonomy places the organism in Eukaryota, Metazoa, Chordata, Mammalia, Rodentia, Cricetidae. The record is from RefSeq and is a predicted model, not a curated record.
UCGGCCUGGAGAAGCCAUGGCCUUCAGAGGUUCUGAUCGCCAUCUGCCUGCAUCCCUGCUGAGCCCAAGGCUAAAGGCAGAAGAGAUGACACUGGACCUGGAGUUUGAGGUCUUGAGUGUGGGAUUUAAUGAGGAGGGCAGAUAUGCCCUGAGGCUGUCAGCUGAGAAUCCACUGCAGGCAGGCUCCGGGGCUGGAGUGCAGUUGCGAGUCAAUGAUGGGGACCCCGUCCCAGCCUGCUCUGCUGUCACUGAGGUCAUUGAGCAGCAGGAUCCUGAGCAGAGCCUUACCUUCACCAGGAACAAAUUUGUCUUUACUUUGCCCAAAGGAUUCUGCAAGAAUGAUGGGCAGAAUGACACACAUCUGCGUGUAGAGGCACUGAGGCUGGAUGGACCCUCAGGACAGGUGGCCCGGAGGGUGGGUGAGGCUAUCUUCCCAAUCUACCCACGACCAGAUGAGCCCCGAAUGAACCUCACAGCCCAGGAGCACGAGGACCUGUACCGCUACUGUGGCAACCUGCCUCUUCUCCGAGCCAGUGAGGACCCCACAGCCCGCCACUGUGGAGGCCUGACCUACAGUGUCGCCUUCCACGCGCACCGAGCCCCUAGGUCCUCUGUCUCAAGCCACCUUGUGGAGCCCAGCCAGCCAGAACUACAGGUUCCUGGAGAACCAGUGGAACCCCUGGAUACCUCUCCGGACCUAGAUCCUGACACCAGCUACUUGGCUCCCUGUAAUAAGGAGACUGUUGUGGUCACUCUGCAUGGAGCUACUGACCUUCCUGCCAGCAAGGACGGCUCUGAUCCAAGGCCCUAUGUGAUGGUAAAAACCACAUCAGAGGAAGCCACCGCUCACAGUCCCAAAGCAGUGACCUCUGUGGCCUCAGAACCCACCAGAACACCCAUCUGGGGGGACACAGUGAAAGUGGAGAUCCAGGCAGAGGAUGCAGGAAAAGAAGAUGUCAUCCUCAAGGUGAUGGACAACAACAAGAAAGAGGAGUUGGUGUCCUAUACAAUCCCCAUUAAAUACCUACGUGUCUUCCACCCGUACCACUUUGAGUUUAAGAAGUCUGAGAAUGCUGAUGAAGACACUGCCAAGACCCGCCUCUAUGCCACUGUGGUUCGGAAGGGCAACUUGCUACCCCGCUACAUUGGCUGUGACCAUACCGCUCUGGAGGUCUUGGUUCAGGGAGUCAAUGAGCCCCUGGUCAACAACCCCAGCCCUAUGGUGGUGAUUGCUCGGGUGGUUCCCAGCUAUACUGAGUUUAAGGCCAACCAGACCAGACGGGACCCUGCCUCUGUGGGGCUGCCCCUCACCCAGAUCUCCUUCCCUAUUUCAUCACCAAUGAACUUUGAUGUGCCUCGGGUCAGCCAGAAUGGGUAUCCUCAGCUGUCCAGGCCCGGGGGACCCCCAGAGCAGCCCAUAUGGAACCAGUCCUUCCUCUUCCAAGGCCGAGAUGGAGCCACCAAUUUCUCAGAGGACACAGCAUUGGUGCUGGAGUAUUACCCUUCUGCUUCAAUGAAAAGCAGUGAACCAUGGACCCUCAAACAGCCCUUGGGUGUCUCCGUGCUACCACUAAAGCCUCGUCUGUACCACAAGAUGUUGACAGGAAAAGUCUUGAAAGGGCUGUGUGUGGAACAGCUCCCCAUCACUGGCACCCACCUGAAAACCAUCAACGGAGAGGCCCCCACGGUGAAUCUCUCCUUCCAGCUUCUUUCCUCUGAGAGGCCAGAAAACUUCUUGACACUAACCAACAGCAAGGGUCUGCCCACCCUGAACCUGAAGGUCCUAGAUGAGAAUCUGGGUGCCAUCCAUGAGUCCUGGUCCAAGAGCUCCUCAGACUCCUCUCAGGAAGGAGAGGAGCCUCAGACUUUGCACGAGAUGGAGAUGAACAACUACCGGAGGGCCAUGCAGAAGAUGGCAGAGGACAUCCUGGCACUGAGGAAGCAAACCAACAUCCUGGAGGAGGAGAACCGCACGCUGAGGAGUCACCUGACCCAGCAGAACUUAGAAGAAGAACAGAGCAGGGCUGAAGAGGAGAACCUGGCGGUGUCCAUGAAGCAGAGGCUACUGCUGAGUGAACUGGACAUAAAGAGGCUGCGAGACAGGGUGCAAUACCUACAGAAUGAGCUGAUUCGGAAGAAUGAUCGAGAGAAGGAGUUGCUGCUUCUGUACCAGGCCCAGCAGCCGCAGGCCGCACAACUGAAGCGGUACCAGGACAAGCUGCAGAAGAUGAAGGCCCUGGAGGACACCGUGCGGCACCAGGAGAAGGUGAUUGAGAAAAUGGAGCAGGUACUGGAAGAAAGGCUCCGUGAGAGGAAGGAGCCAGCACUGUCGAGCAGGCCGCAGGGAAAGCCCAACGUGGCUCUCCCCGUGUUCGCCACCUCUGGCAUUCACCUGGGCCCCACGGGAGAGAACAUGGCUGUCGAUCUUUACUCCAUACUGCUGGCCGAAAACACAAGGCUGCGGGCAGAGUUGGAAAAGAACCGUCAGCAGUCAGCCCCCAUCAUCCUGCAGCAGCAGGCCCUGCCGGUGGAUCCCAGGGAGUUGGGAGCAGGUGGAGACUUGGCAGAGAGGCUACAAGACACAAAUGGCCUGGGCCACUCCACGUGCACAGAGACCCUGCCAGCACAGGAGCUCCUUGGUGGUACUUCAGACAAAUUUAACCUCCUGGCCAAGCUAGAACAAGCUCAGAGUCGGAUCUUGUCCCUGGAAAACCAGCUUGAGGACUCAGCUCGCCACUGGGCACGAGAGAAGCAAAACUUGGCCAUACGGCUUCAGGAGCAACAACAUGGUUUUGGACACCCAUCAAACUCCAUCAUCAUAGACCAGUCUAGUGCUGGAGUGGCCAAGGAUCUCCAACAGUCCUCCAAACUGGAACCUUCACUGCCCAACUCAGACAUGAAGUUCAACAGACCCUCAAACUCCAAGAUUGAGACUUUUCACUCCCAGAAGACCUGAGCCUGGAGCUGGCCUCCUUCCCCAUGUGCUGAGGAGUCAUCCCCACCCCAAAGAUGUCUUUAGUAAAUGCUAGAACUCAAUUAAGUGUUUGUCUCUUUCCUGGAGCGCGGCAGCUGGCAGUGGAUCA